This is a messenger RNA of Cercospora beticola, 1481 nucleotides long. RefSeq lists its product as uncharacterized. Lineage: Eukaryota; Fungi; Ascomycota; Dothideomycetes; Mycosphaerellales; Mycosphaerellaceae. Gene Ontology annotation, molecular function: biliverdin reductase [NAD(P)H] activity; riboflavin reductase (NADPH) activity. The record is from RefSeq and is a predicted model, not a curated record.
CUAAGAUUGAAUCGCGUUUUGGAGCUGUUGUCGUCUUAUUGAGAACCAGUUCGCGUGAAGUUUGCUGCAGACGCUGGAAAUACAACCAGAUUCAUUAUCAGGCAAUUACCAUCAGGCGUCAGCUAAGUCGGUUCCAACAUCCGGUAGCGCCGUCUCUGGCACAUUUAGCUGUUGGCAUGAGGAACUGAGGUGCUCCAGGCUAUGGAUGUUCGAAGGUCCGAUAUGUGCCAAGAGUUUCGCUCAGCGGCCUGCUCGCUCCAUGUCGGUGGCAAUGUCCGGUUUGAAGAUCCAGCUCCUACAUCGCAUGCGCCAACUCGAAGUAGUGAAAACUGAUCAGAUAAUCUACAGAUCGAGCUUCACUCUGAGGCAUUGUAGAGAGCCAUGUCUAACACCAAGAGAUAUGCCCUUCUUGGGGCCACGGGGGCCACCGGAUCUGCUGUGUUACGAGCACUUCUUGAGAAAGAGCACAGUGAUCUCGUGUUGAACAUCCUCGUCCGAUCAAAAGACAAGCUGUUCAGAGCAUUCCCCGAGCUGGAGCAGAAAGCCAAGUUCUCGAUAAACAUAUUCGAAGGCGAUGUCGGGAAUCGAUCAGUAUUGGCGUCGUGCCUGGCCGAGGUGGGCACCAUCUUCAUGUGCGUGGCACAAAAUGGUUCGCAAAUGGGCACAGAUCUGGCACUCUCAACAGCGACUGCAAUCCGAGAGACUCUCUGGACUGCUCGCAAACUCCAAGGCGAGGGCGAAUUCGAAGCGCCAACAAUCGUCAACCUCAGAAGUGCCUCGCUGAAUCCACCACUAGCCGCGCAGACGCCGAAGGUCGUGCAUAAGGUGGUCAUGUUUUGUCUGCACUACUCAUAUGCAGAUGUAAGACGGGCGUGUACUGUGUAUGAAGCCGCAGCUGCUGUCGGCCUCGUGAAGUACAUUUGGGUCGACCCGCCAACGCUCCACGAUGCUCAAGGAGAGAAGUGUACUGGAUAUGCCUUGAUAUCUUGCGGGUCACAGGACAAGCAGGCGACCGCGUUGAGCUAUGCGGAUUUGGGAGCUGCAAUGACUGAGAUUGCUGAGCGGCAAGACGAGUUCAGGGGCCAAGCAGUGGGAGUUACUGCCACUGGGAAAGUGAAAGAGUCCUGGGUUGUUCUGCUUGGCUUCCUUGUUAACGGGGCCUUCGGUAGAGCGACAGGUUGGUGGAGCAGUUGCUGGGCUCCAACACUCCUCGACUGAGGUCGCUGUCAUCCGUACAUUCGCAUCGAGCCAUUUGCGUCGGAAUGGCCUCAUAUUGAGCUUGGGCCACAAUCCAUAGUUCUCAGCAUUUCUCAUGACAUCCAUAGAGACGUCAGUACGCUUUUCAAGCUGCUGGCUGUGAUUGAUUUUCCUCUGUCGUCAAGACGAGAGAGGUUGUUCUAAACAGAAACCUAUCCAGGUGCUGACGCCAUGCGUAGAGAUGGGUUCGGUGGAUGGUGUCGGGUACGGGACGGAGCAUGGUG